Megalops cyprinoides (Indo-Pacific tarpon) is the source of this 2831-nucleotide messenger RNA. It is a transcript of the gene tent2, whose product is annotated as terminal nucleotidyltransferase 2. Gene Ontology annotation, cellular component: cytosol. Gene Ontology annotation, molecular function: poly(A) RNA polymerase activity. The record is from RefSeq and is a predicted model, not a curated record. Bases 171 to 1655 code for a protein of 494 amino acids. NCBI's taxonomy places the organism in Eukaryota, Metazoa, Chordata, Actinopteri, Elopiformes, Megalopidae. The transcript has 15 exons.
GUGUUGUGAAUUUGUUGUUUGUCAAUUGACAAACAGGUUUUGGAGUCAAAUUAAAACAUUUCAGGAAGAAUAUGAUGUAAACUACUGUUUAUUAAAGCUGGAAGUCAUUACGAGGCAUUUUCUGCCCUGAUUUGGGCAGAAGAAUAAAUGAACCCCCUCGCAAGAAGAAAAUGUUCCCCAACUCUUCAAUUUUGGGGCGCCCACCUUUCCCACCCAAACGUGGGCAAGCUAACGGCUUCAGCAUGCAGCUCCCUGUACCAGUCAUGUUCUCCCAACAGCAGAUGAUUGAUUCACAGUUCAACAUGAGGAAUACUAACUUCCAUGGCUUUCCCAUUGCACGCUACCCUGCGACUCCCCCUAAUGACUGGAUGCCGGGACACAGCACGCCUCCACAUGGCCCCAGUGUUUCAGUGGUGACACAGGGCAGGAAGAGGAGGAGCGACGAGCACAGUCAGUAUGACCUGAAGCGGCAGCGCUUCAGCUCCCCGGCCCGCAGCGUGGGCGUGUCUGAGGCUGCAUCCUCCCCGUUGGGGGCCCACAGGGCACCGCCGCACCUGCGGAGCGGGGGCAGCAGCCCUGCCCUGUCGCCCCACACCCCGAAACCCACCGGCUGCGUGCCACCCCUCAGCGGGGAGCCCCAGAGGAGUGUCGCUGACAUGCCACUGCCACCUGCCAAGGACAAGCUAAGUCAGCAGAUUCUGGACCUGUUUCAAGCCUGCAAGCAACAGAGUGAUGAUCUGGAGAAAAAGGAAGUGUGCAGAGCACAGCUCCAAAGGGAAAUCCAGUGGCUCUUUCCAAAUUCACGAGUGUACUUGGCAGGAUCCUCCCUCAAUGGCUUUGGGAGCCGAAGCAGUGAUGCGGAUCUGUGCCUAGUUGUCCAAGAGGGACCACUGAACCAGAAAACAGAUGCUGUGUAUAUACUCAGUCUUGUACAGAAGUUGUUUUACAGGCUAUCUUACAUUGAAAGACCUCAGCUUAUCCGAGCAAAAGUGCCGAUACUGAAAUUCAGGGAUAAAGUCAGCGGAGUGGAGUUUGACUUGAAUGUAAACAACGUUGUUGGAAUACGAAACACAUUCCUUCUCCGAACCUAUGCAUACAUCGAAAGCAGAGUUCGACCCAUUAUUCUUGUCAUAAAGAAGUGGGCCAGACACCAUGGAAUCAAUGAUGCAAGCCGUGGGACUUUGAGCAGCUACUCACUGGUACUGAUGGUCUUGCACUACCUUCAGACCUUGCCUGAGCCUGUCAUUCCCUGCCUUCAGAAGGAAUACCCUGAAUGUUUCAACCCAUCCAUGGAUAUCCACCUUGUACCUGAAGGACCGAGAGACAUUCCUCCCUACACCUCCAGAAACCAGUCCACACUGGGAGACCUAUUCCUUGGCUUCCUGAAAUACUAUGCCACUAUUUUCAAUUGGGACAAAUUUGUGAUUUCAGUUCGAGAAGCUGCAGCCUUCCCCAGACCCAGCUCCAGAGAAUGGAGGGACAAGUUCAUUUGUGUGGAAGAGCCCUUUGACAGAACAAACACAGCCAGAGCAGUCCAUGAAAAGAUUAAAUUUGAUGCCAUAAAAGCUGAGUUCAUGAAGUCAUGGAACAUGCUUCAGCUGAAGAAGGACUUGAACUUCAUCCUACCAGUGAGGGCAACAAUACAGAAGAGAUAAUGGCUCCAUCAUAUCCUGGCUUUAAAGAACCUACAGUACCAGCUCACAAUGGACAUGAAUUGGUUCACAGUUCAGGGAUUUGGGUGGGGCUUAAGAAUAAACCGUUUCCCCAGUUAUGUGUCAAAAAGGCCCCACUAUAAUGUUUGUGUGUUCAGUAUGUCUAGGCCAUAAUUUAAAAAAGAUGGAUAUUAUUGCACUGAUUGUAGAGUUGUCACCUUAUCAGUUUCCUAAUUUAAGUAAACAUGGCAUUGCUACUGUUUCAGAUGAAGUCUUAGAUUCAGUGUCAAGACUGCUUUCUUUUUUAAUCAUCAUGCCUCUCUCUUGAUAUGUACCUCAAAGUCUUGCCCUGAUUGCUGAAGAAUUAUUGAAAGGUUAUUUAUAGUGUGGUCCUGGAGAUUUUUAGAGGUUUUUUUUUACUUUUCGGUUUUUUUUCCACAUCCUCUUGAGUGAAAAGUUAAAAAGCUGAUUCUGUGGUCACAGCUGUUUUUUUUUUUUGUUUUGUUUUUUUUGAAAGUUUAAGAGUUUGCAGAGGCAGUCUUCAGUGGUCAUUUGAUGAGCGUCUUUUAAAGAAAAUGGGAAAGCGUAAAAAUAUGUAUGAGACUGUUUGUUCCUGGAGACUCCAAUGGCCAUAAGAGGCUUGAGUGCAGCAUUGGGUAUUUUUUUUAUAAACCUUUACAGAGUAUUUAACCCCCGCCAAGGACAAAAGCUUUAACAGCAGGGGUUGGGAAGCAUUCACUCAACGUGAUUUGGGAACUGACAAUGUCAUAAUGCUGUAGAUACUCCUUUACUCCUUCAGCGGAGCCCUGUAAAGAGGGGUGUGGCUUCAGUAAAGGAAAUGUGUUGUCACUUUGUUGGAGAAAUUGUGUCCCGUCUCUUUCUUCUUAGCCACAAGGUCGUCUGAGGUCAUCAAGCCCAAACUUUCAGAGGUGAUUUAGAGGUCGCUGGAGGUGAUGAGAUGAUGCUGUUGCCAAUGGAGAACUGGUCUUUGUAAGAGUUACUGCUAUAUUUGUAAAACCUGAGUAUGCCCUUCAGUCUCAUAGGUUGACACAUGGGUCAGAAUUCUGCAGUCCUUAUCUAUCCGGGCUGCUUGUGUCUUACAUAUUGGCAGGUUUGUCUUUUAAUGUCAGCAUGUGGUUGUGUGAGUUUAUAUGUUUGUUUUGUUCCUUUGUAUGUUCU